Octodon degus (degu) is the source of this 439-nucleotide messenger RNA. It is a transcript of the gene Fabp2, whose product is annotated as fatty acid binding protein 2. Bases 59 to 439 code for a protein of 126 amino acids. The transcript has 4 exons. The record is from RefSeq and is a predicted model, not a curated record. Gene Ontology annotation, molecular function: fatty acid binding. Lineage: Eukaryota; Metazoa; Chordata; Mammalia; Rodentia; Octodontidae. Gene Ontology annotation, biological process: fatty acid transport. Gene Ontology annotation, cellular component: nucleus; cytosol.
UCUCUCCCAAUGACAGGACUGCAAUGCUACUUCCCUUAAGCCUGUCUCAACUGCAAUCAUGACAUUUAAUGGUAGUUGGAAAGUAGACCGAAGUGAGAACUAUGACAAGUUCAUGGAAAAAAUGGGUGUCAACAUAGUGAAAAGGAAGCUUGCAGCUCAUGACAAUUUGAAACUGACAAUCACACAAGAAGGAAAUAAAUUCACAGUGAAAGAAUCAAGUGCUUUUCGAACUAUUGAAAUUGUUUUUGAUCUUGGCGUCAACUUUAAGUACAGCUUAGCAGAUGGAACUGAACUCAGUGUGACCUGGAAUCUGAAGGAGAACAAGCAGUUCCUCCCUAGCUCGCAGCCUAGUUUCAAGGUCACCUUCUUGAGAUUGCAGGUGAAACAACUGGUUCUCUUCACACAUUUCUGGUACAUGCACGACCCUCUAAAGAAAUAG